Messenger RNA from Coregonus sp. 'balchen', 5017 nucleotides. NCBI's taxonomy places the organism in Eukaryota, Metazoa, Chordata, Actinopteri, Salmoniformes, Salmonidae. The record is from the annotation of a GenBank genome assembly.
UCAUCGGCCAUUGAUUUUUGUCGAGGACUUCAACAAGAAGCAGCUAGGUUGUUUGCCGGGGUCACCCUUUCCAUUGAAGAGAGCUGUCUUUCUUUUCGUGGAGUUUUGUGUACUUCUGACAGUCGGUAACCGUUAGGCUGCCUUGUCGCCUGCAGAUUGUGUAGACAUGCCACUCCUAUCGACAGACAUAUUGUUGUGACAGGGCGCUCCCAGCGCGAUAAAGAUAACUUCGCCUAAAUGUGGCUGUCACGAACAGAUAAUGAAGAAUAACCGCCAGGAACCCACAAUGUAACAGCCAUUAUCCUUUGUCUGUAGUGUUGGCUGGACACGAAGCAGGACGUUGACCUUACUAAAUGUGUUCUCAUGUUGAAUUUCGCUGGCCUCCUCGUAUUUGAAAUGUAGCAUGCUCGUUCGCACUUUCUCACUAUGUUUUUGUAAUUUGGUAGUUAACUGGUUAGACAACGCACUUUAGUUUUCGUUUUUCUUGCUUUUAUGUGUCUGAGUCGCUCGCUAGCUGUCUUGCAUAAUGGGACUGUUGCUGUUGCAAUUGUCAAAAUGUCCAGGCGUAAAUAUUUUGAAGCGCAAGGUUCACUCCCGUGUACAUAUACUAUUUUGGUUAGAAUGCCAGACGUCCAGGGGACAACGAAAGGGGCGAGAGGUGAGUGUGAGAAGGUUCGAACCUGUGGCACACUCUUCGCUUUUACGCCUGAGGAGAUGCAACUCUCUCGUCCCCUGUGUUCCACUUAGACAGGGAACCAUACCUCGCCAUUUGUUGAGGAGCUCAUCAUGGACAACCACGGUAAACUUUGCCAACUACAGCUCCUCAACAGACUCAAAACAAGCAACACAACAAGAAGUUGCCAGCAAAGAUCUGCAAUCAACGGAAACAAAACAAAACCCAACUCGGUUACCCACUGAGGAUGUCAAAAGGAUAUUACAACUUGCCCACCCUGAGCGCUUGCGACUGUCCGGUAGGCCAUGUCAUUUAAGGUCACCACAGGGACAACUUCGAAAAUGACAAACAUGACACUGAAAUAUCUGUGUAAUCACUAACUUGUGCCAGUGUAGGGUUGAGUAAAUUACAUAGUUUAUUCCUUACUUAGGCCCUAUUCGUUGUCAUGAAAGUUUCAAUUUUUUAAACAAUAAUACAGUAACGUUACUUGUUUUGAUUCUUAUAUUUUGUUAUCUAUGCCAUCCUCCUCAGCGGCUGUGGGCUUCCUGAUGGUCUCCAGUGCUGUCACCAUGUCGGCGCCCUUCUUCCUGGGCCAGGUCAUUGACACCAUCUACACCAGCUCCUCAGAGGACUUCAGUGCCUCCCUCCGCUCUCUGUGUAUCAUGCUCUCAGGGGUAUUCCUUUGUGGGGGCGCCGCCAAUGCUGCCCGUGUCUACCUCAUGCAAAUCUCAGGUGAGCGUCACCGUUUGCUUUCAGUGCAUGCAGAGUGGGUGUACAUAUUAAACAGAUGGCCAUCUCUGAAUUUUUUUUGUGAUGACUGUUGUGAUUUCAAUGCCAUACAGAGGAACUAAUAAAACAUUUUAAACAUCUGUGACUCUUGCAGGGCAACAGAUUGUGAGAAAUCUACGUGUAUCCCUAUUCUCCUCCAUUCUGAGGCAGGAGGUGGGUUUCUUUGAUAAGACCCGUACCGGGGAGCUCAUUAACCGCCUAUCUGCGGACACAGCGAUCAUCGGCCGCUCCGUCACAGACAACCUUUCAGAUGGGCUCCGCGCUGUUGCCCAGGCAACAGCUGGGGUCAGCAUGAUGGUGAGAAACAGCCCUCUGCCCACAUGUUUGUAAAGGGUGUGUUAGAGUGUUAAAGUCCAUUCUACUCUGUACUGGGGUCAGUUCUAAGAUUUUGAGUCACAUGGGAAUGCAAGUUAGUGUAUUCAGAGGUGAAACUGGCUUGACUUGAGGAAGAAGAUGUGAUUUUUCAUCCUUUCAUGUAUAGCUUUCCUUAGCUGUUCUGGUUCAUUGUUCUGGUUUGACCAAAGUUCUUCCUGUUACAACAACGACAUUUCGAAUUUAUCGAGUUUCCUCCUUGAUUACUGUAUAUUCCUAGGAUGUCAUUUCUAAAACUGAUGACGUGUAGCAAAAUAUCCAUAACUCAUUUAUCAUAGUAAAUAUGGUACAGUUGAAUACAUUCAUGAUAAAUAUGUUCACACCCUCUCCGGUCAUUAGCGGCUUUACAGGUUCAAAAGCCCUUUAUAAAAAGGUAAUAGUGCAGGCUUAAAAGACUUGAGCUGAAUUGCCUCUUCCCAUUUUCUGGCUUCUCCCUCUCUCUGCCAACAGUUUUACGUGUCACCCAGUUUAGCAGCCUUUGUGCUGAUGAUCGUGCCUCCUAUGGCUGGCCUGGCUGUCAUAUAUGGGAGAUACCUGCGCUCCAUAUCCAAACGCACACAGGACUCUCUGGCCGAGGCCACACAGGUAAGACAAGGCCCAUUCUAACUGCACAUCAUUAGUCAUUACUGAAGCAGUGUUUUUUUCGCCAUAGAUUAUUCUCCAAGCAGAGUAAAAAGACCUCAGGUCUUUUAAUCUUAAAAUGUCAAUUGAAACCAAUUGAUCAGACUGAUACUCCGUUGUGUUGUCCUCUUGUAGUUGGCAGAAGAGCGUAUCAGCAACAUGAGGACAGUUCGGGCAUUUGGUAAGGAGCUGACAGAGGUGGCCAAGUAUAUGGAGAAGGCCAACUAUGUUCUCCACCUGGCCAAACAGGAAGCCGUUUUGCGGGCCGGGUUCUUUGGCGCGGUGAGCAUUCAACAAUUCAAUGUUGCCCAAUAUUCCCUAAAGAGAAAUGGCGUGGUUGGUUGACAUUUUCUCAAUCAACGUCAGUUGAAUGUACUCAAGCCCUUUUGGUCUUUUGAAAGACUGGAACCACAGAGUUGUGCGAUCUGUGGUGGAAGCUUCUGCUUUUAUGACCUGUGUGUUUCUUCGGGGGUCAUUGGGUUGUAACUGGUUUUGUAUGAGUCUUUUUUUAGACUGGACUCAGUGGCAACAUCAUCAUCCUGUCAGUGCUGUAUAAGGGAGGGCUAUUGAUGGCCAGUGAACACAUGACUGUGGGAGAGCUCUCUUCCUUCCUCAUGUACGCCUUCUGGGUGGGCAUUAGCAUUGCAGGUAGGGUGUAUGUAAUUCUCAUUGCCUAUGCAUUCUGAGGAAAACCCCCGCUCAUUAAUCAAUGAACAAAUCACACUGUUAGAAUUUCAAUUUUAAUAAGAAACUGAUUCUCUCUUCCCUAGUCUGGCUGAGCAUCUGUUUAAAUGUCUGUUUCGUUGAACAGGUAUGAGCUCGUUCUACUCUGAACUGAUGAAGGGCUUUGGAGCAGGGGCACGGCUUUGGGAGCUACUGGACAGGAAGCCCGAGUUCCCCCUCAAUGGUCAGCAUCAUGCCCCUCCAUUCUUGACCACACUGAGAAAGCAUUGUGCAAAACACCUUAAUUACAGCACACAUCACACUUGUCUAGUAGUCCUCUGCAUCUAAACUGACAUGUAAACUUACAUGUCCAUGUUCCUCCUCAUUUCUCUGUAGAGGGUAUUGUGCUGAGGCCGGAGCAGCUGAAGGGUCAACUGGAGUUUCAGAAUGUCUCCUUUGCCUACCCAACCCGCAAAGACGCCCCCAUCUUCCAGGACCUGAGUCUGUCCGUGCCUGCUGGCACCGUCAUGGCCGUGGUAGGCCCCAGCGGAUCGGGCAAAUCCACCCUGGUCUCCCUGCUGCUCAGGCUCUACGACCCAGAUGCAGGUGAGGACUACAGCUCGGAGGUCAUCUCUUACAGCAGCUUCAUGUCACUGUUAAUGAAAUGGAAGAAACAUAGUCUUCUGAUUUAGAGAUCCCUUUUUUGCUGUAUAGGUGUGAUCACUAUCGACGGGCAUGAUGUGAGAGAUUUGAAUCCUUAUUGGCUGAGGAGUCACAUUGGAACUGUUAGUCAGGUAAUUGGUCACAAUUACAUUAUUAUUAGUUGGCCACAUGUUCCCAUUGUGGCUAAGCUUUGCUUUGACAUGUGGUCUAACCCUGUACUAUUCUCCUUCUGUGGGUCUGCAGGAGCCUGUGCUCUUCUCCUGUUCCAUUGCUGAGAACAUUGCCUAUGGAGCGCCAGACUCUGGCACGGUCACAGUUCAGGAAAUCCACCGGGCUGCACAGAUCGCCAACGCUUAUGAGUUUGUCCGAGGUUUCCCAAAAGGCUUUGACACUGUGGUGGGAGAGAAGGGUGUUCUACUGUCAGGUGAGACGAAUGCAUGCACAUCAGGAAUGUCCUUUGAUUUUGUGAUGUGAUUACAUAGUUGAUAGGUGUUCAUAAAAAAAUUGUAAUGGUGUUGGACUUCACUGGGCAUUCUCAAACCUGAAUGAUCUGACUACAGAGUUAUUUUUCAUAACUAGAAACCAAGCUUCUUUAACAGCUGUAAUGUCAUUACUUAUUUUGCUUUAACCAACAGGUGGUCAGAAACAGAGAAUUGCUAUUGCAAGGGCUCUGCUUAAGGUAAUUUUAAUUACACCCGAUUACAUGCAUCAACAAUUGUAAGUUUUAGUCAUAUGGGCAAAUGUUAUAAUGUAUGCUUUCCCUCAGAACCCCAAGAUACUUCUACUUGAUGAGGCUACAAGGUAAGACAUUGUGCAUGGUCUAAUCACAUUUUACAUUAGUCACUCUUCCUCCAUUUUAGACAGUUAAGCAAGGUCAAUCAGCUGGGUGAUGCAGGGUCAAACAACCCUAUAACUCAUGGACCUCUAUUCACUUUCUUUCACCCUCUUCUCCAUUCCCCUUUUCCUCAGUGCCCUGGAUGCAGAGAAUGAGUUCCUGGUCCAGGAGGCUCUAGAGCGGCUCAUGGAUGGGCGCACAGUGCUGACUAUCGCCCACCGCCUCUCCACCAUCCAGAACGCUGACGCCGUGGCGGUGCUGGACCAGCGGCGCGUGGUGGAGUGUGGUCAGCACGCACAGCUCCUGGGCAACCGCCAAGGCCUCUUCAGGAAGCUGAUGGAGAAACAAGCCUUCCUUCAAGAGGGGCAAAAGCAAGCAUUGCGUUGAUAAGAGCGGUGGGG